Molecule: messenger RNA, 327 nt
Organism: Iphiclides podalirius (scarce swallowtail)
Lineage: Eukaryota; Metazoa; Arthropoda; Insecta; Lepidoptera; Papilionidae
Source: the annotation of a GenBank genome assembly
AUGAAGGCAAUGAGGCGGGCUCGUCGAAAUCAGGUCAAGUUCCCGAACUGGAGCGAAGGGUGGAGGUAUGAGGGGCAAGAAGGAGCGGGAAGGGGAUUAUCAAACAAUGAUAAAAGUCCUCCCACGCAUUCGACUUUUGCUUCCCGCCUUUUCGGCAACACGUUCUUUGAAGUUAUCGUCGGAAUAACUUGGCCAGAACAUGCUACGAAGAUGUUCAAAAAAGCCUUCGUUGUCCGCACGAUCGCCUUUGUGGGGAUCGAACCCACACCCCCUGGCGCAAGAGGCAGGUCCACUACCCGCUACGGCAAUCGCGUCGUCAAAUUGGUU